AUGUCGGGAAGCCUCUCGGCCGCUUUGGCGACUGCCCGCGGCCGCGCGGCGGCCCUGGCGGCCGCGGGCGCCGCGGCGGGCGCGGCGGGCGCGGCCCUGGCCGCGCCACAGCCGCGGCGCCCCGCGCGCUGCUACUUUGAGCCGCGACCGGACGGCUCGACGGACCGCCUGGCCAGGUGGUCGGGCCGCACGUGGGGGAAGAUCCCCUGGGACAGGAGCCCUACCUUUCACCUGAAGGGCGUGCACCCGCUGCUGGAGAAGUAUGCCAGCAGGCUGGUGGACGGGGUCUCCGCGCUGGACGCGGAGAUCGGCCCGUCGGCGCUGGUGCCGCUGUGCGGCAAGAGCUACGACCUGCUCUUCCUCUGCCAGCUGGGGCUGGGGGUCGUCGGCGUCGAGGGCAUCCUGAGGCCCAUCUGCGAGUUCCGAUCCGAGCACCAGGGGAGGGUCCGCGGCCUCAGGAGGAGCACUCCCCUCCAUCUGCGCGCCGACGGCACGUGGGCGGAGGGAGCCGACUUCCAGGCCGCCGACGGGUUCGCGGGGGCGAGGCCCCACCGGGUCUUCAAGAGCGGCCCGGAGGGGCUCGGGUACUACGCGGACUUCCCGGCGGUGUGGCACGGCACGGUGCCCGCGGGCGUGCACGGGACCAGGCCGCUGGACCUGCUCCAGGCGGACUUCUUCGAGGCCUCGCCGGCGAUGCUGGCCGGGGGCACCUUUGCGAGGCGGGGCGCGUGCGACGUGGCCGUGGACCGCGGGGGCCUCGACGCCGUCCCUCCGGGCGCGAGGCGCCAGUACGUGGCCGCGCUCUCCCGCCUGCUGAAGCCAGAGGGCAGGGUCCUUCUGAUCGUGCUGGAGUACGACCAGUCCCAGGUGCCGGUGGACCCGACGGGCAAGCGCUCGCGCCCGCCGCCCUUCAGCGUGCCGGAGGCCGAGGUGCGCCGCCUCUUCCCGGCGGGCGCGUGGGACGUGGAGCUCCUCGAGCGGCGACCGGAGACAGAGAUUUCGACUUUCAGCCCGGCCUUCAGCGGAGUCACCGUCAGAGAGGCGGCCUACCUGAUCCACAAGCGCCCUGGCGCGACGCCGAGCACCGCGGCGCGACGCGCCGCCGGCUGCGCCGCCGUGGCGGGGGCGCUGGCGGCCGCCGCGUGGGCCACUCGGGACGCCCGGCGCGGUGGCUGA
Messenger RNA from Prorocentrum cordatum, 1176 nucleotides. The record is from the annotation of a GenBank genome assembly. Lineage: Eukaryota; Dinophyceae; Prorocentrales; Prorocentraceae.